Diatraea saccharalis (sugarcane borer) is the source of this 771-nucleotide messenger RNA. Lineage: Eukaryota; Metazoa; Arthropoda; Insecta; Lepidoptera; Crambidae. The record is from the annotation of a GenBank genome assembly.
AUGAUGAGUCAAGAUCCUAGGAAUGAAUUAAGUAAAAGAUACAGACACUUGGUGGUUAUAAGUGGGGAUGAUUGGUUGGUUUUGUUGGAUGACCUGAUAGACAUAUGUAUGUUUGGUCCUCAGGUGUUAAGAUCAGCUCUUAGGCUUGCUACAACAGCAUACACUGCAGCCUUAGCUAAAAAUGCAAAAGAGACUAUGCUGGAAAUAGCAACCACCGCUACAGAUAUGAGAGCUAUGAUUGAAGAAUCAUUUACACAACAAGAGUCUUUUGUUCAAUCUUUAGAACAUUUAACUCUCUCCUGGAAUAAUUUAACAUCUAGUAUAACCAAUUAUACUGCAGAAAUGGAUAAAAAGACUUUGUUACUAACAAACUUAGGGUCAACUGUUAAGAAAACCUCAGUAAAAGCACCUUCAACUAUCUCUGAUUUUACACCUGAUAAGCAAGUUGGAACAAGACUUCGAAUUUCACCCGGUUACUCUUACAAAUCGAAAGUAGGUGUGUUAACAUGUACUGUUGAUGAUGAUCUAGGGUUUACAGCAAAUACAAGAGAGGGUAUGACUAUUGGAAAAAUCAUUAAUUCAAUCAAGAAAGUUAAGCCAUUAGAGAUCAUUCUAAACAAAGAUUUAACUAUUUUAUCAGAGUAUGCAAGUAAAAAUGAUGACAUUAUAAAUGUUUAUCCUUCUUCUUCAGUGGAAAAUAAAAGAAGUAUAUUGAGAGAAUUAAACUCAAACGUUCCUGAUCUGACUGAUCAAUGGGUGAAAAUGGGUUAA